Messenger RNA from Ipomoea triloba (trilobed morning glory), 2369 nucleotides. Its product is annotated as protein HIGH CHLOROPHYLL FLUORESCENCE PHENOTYPE 173, chloroplastic. Bases 194 to 1993 code for a protein of 599 amino acids. The record is from RefSeq and is a predicted model, not a curated record. Lineage: Eukaryota; Viridiplantae; Streptophyta; Magnoliopsida; Solanales; Convolvulaceae. The transcript is spliced from 17 exons.
AUAUGUGGACAUGUGGUGUAAAUUAGCUCCAUAAAAAAUUAAAAAGAGAAAAGACAAAGAAGACGAAGAAGCAGUUGCUCCACCGCUACCGUCUACUGGUUUCUAGUGUCAAAUGUCAACUACCACCGUACCACGGGGAGGCAUGACAAGUGGAUUGGUUCACUAAUCAGUCAUCAGUGCAGUGUGCGAAAGGAUGGACUGUUUUUGCGGUGUAAACAAGACACUUCCUUCUUGCUCAGCCGUCCUCAAUUUCCGGGGUUUUUCAUCUGUUGGUGUAGGAUAUUCUGAAAAAUCUUUACUUCCACCAUUUCCACUUUCUAAACCCUGCCACCAACUUAAGAUCAAAGCUCAACCUUUUCUAAGAAAACAAAGUCCUCUGCAUCUCUCUUUUACAACAUAUAAGGGCCCUUUUGCACAAAGUAGACAGCAACCUUGGGACUUUGGAAGAUUCGUGAGUACAUUGUAUUAUUUCAACGGACCUCCCUCCCCUUCCAAGUUCUUCGAAUUUCUGAUUGAGAAACUAUCUGGUCCAUCACCUAGUAAGCCGGUAAAAUCGAUGGAUUCUUCUGGGAUCAUCCUUGUUGCUGGAGCCACAGGUGGUGUUGGAAGAAGAGUAGUAGACAUCUUGCGCAGCAAAGGGUUGUCUGUCCGAGCACUGGUCAGAAAUGAAGAGAAGGCGAGAAAAAUGUUUGGUGAAGAUGUUGAUCUGAUUGUAGGUGAUAUCACUAAGGCUAGCACUCUGCUCCCUGAGUAUUUCAAAGGAGUGAGAAAGGUUAUUAAUGCUGUUUCAGUUAUUGUUGGCCCCAAGGAAGGGGAUACCCCUGACAGGGCCAAAUACAGUCAGGGGAUCAAGUUCUUUGAACCAGAGAUAAAAGGUUCUUCACCUGAAAUGGUUGAGUACAUCGGUAUGAAAAAUUUAAUCACUGCUGUGAAGGAUGGUGUUGGGCUUCGUAAGGGAAAACUUAUAUUUGGAUUUGAAGGCAAUUUGUCUCAAACACGUGAAUGGGGUGCCUUAGAUGAUGUUGUGAUGGGAGGAGUAAGUGAAAGCACAUUCCUGAUAGAUCCAACCGGUGGGGAAAAUGGUGAACCAACAGGGAUUUUCAAAGGAGUUGUUACCACUGCAAAUAAUGGAGGUUUCGCCAGUACGAGGACAAAGAAUUUUUCUGUACCAGAAGAUCUUUCUGCUUAUGAUGGCCUGGAGCUGCGGCUAAGAGGUGAUGGCUACCGUUAUAAGCUUAUCAUUCGCACUAGCCGUGAUUGGGACACUGUGGGUUAUACAGCGAGCUUUGACACAGUGGCGGGUCAAUGGCAAUCGAUUCGUUUGCCUUUCUCUUCUUUGAGGCCUAUUUUUCGAGCACGAACAGUACCAGAUGCGCCACCUUUUGACGCAAGCCAAAUUAUAUCAUUGCAGUUGAUGUUCAGUAAGUUCGAGUAUGAUGGUAAACUAAACCCAACUUUCAAGGAAGGUCCUUUUCAACUUCCGUUAUCACAAAUUCGUGCAUACAUAAAGGAUCCUAUCACUCCCAGGUUUGUACACGUGGGGUCUGCAGGUGUUACUCGACCUGAAAGACCAGGACUAGAUUUGAGCAAACAGCCUCCUGCUGUGCGUUUGAACAAGGAAUUGGGCUUCAUCUUGACAUUUAAGCUAAAGGGAGAGGAUUUGGUGAGGGAAAGUGGAAUUCCAUAUACAAUAGUGAGGCCUUGUGCUUUGACUGAAGAACCUGCUGGAGCCGAUCUCAUUUUUGAUCAAGGAGACAAUAUAACAGGAAAGAUAUCCAGGGAAGAAGUUGCUCGGAUAUGUGUGGCUGCUCUAGAAAGCCCAUAUGCAUGUGACAAGACAUUUGAGGUCAAGAGUGUUAUUCCAUUUAGCGAGCCAUUCACUGUGGAUCCUGAAAACCCCCCUCCAGAAAAAGAUUACGAUGUUUACUUCAAGACUCUGAAAGAAGGCAUCACUGGGAAAGAAAGCCUCGAGCCAACCCCUGUUGCUGCAUAACGAACAAGAUUUUGUAGGGGUGAAAUCUAUACAAGAGUACAACUUUGAAACUUUGUGUUCCUUUUACCCAUCAGUGUAAAUAUAUCUUGUCUGAGCUCUGUGGUGGAUAGAUUCUUCUCCAACGUGGAAAGCUCAAGGAAGGACGUGACGAAAAAGGUGACUUUAUCAAACUAAGACAAAGUUCAAUCCACGUAAAGAUACACUUUUCACCUUCUAAAAUAGAAAUGUAUUAUAUGUGCCCUUAUCUGAUUUACACUCUGCUUCCCUAUUAAUGCUACCACUAAAAUGCAUCUUACCUGGUUUUACUUGAACUAUCAUUAUCAAGAACAAACCAAAAGUUAUCAAGGGAAUAUAUACCCAAAUCUUACUAUACUCA